This is a messenger RNA of Lichtheimia ornata, 276 nucleotides long. RefSeq lists its product as uncharacterized. The record is from RefSeq and is a predicted model, not a curated record. The transcript has 4 exons. Bases 1 to 276 code for a protein of 91 amino acids. Lineage: Eukaryota; Fungi; Mucoromycota; Mucoromycetes; Mucorales; Lichtheimiaceae.
AUGGAAUCAAUUGCACGAUUCCACAUAUAUGAAAAGAAAUCAAUCUAUGGCUCUCUCUCUCUUUUACGCGCAUACACGUUCACAAAUCAUUUCACUCAAGCGCUCUAUCAAUCACAAUCACAAACAUCAAAAACAACCAUGCCUCGAAACAAACGUCAAUGGCAUCAAGACCAAUCUGGAGGAUAUGCAUCGCUUUGUCGUUCAGGGUCACAGGGCACCGUGCGUCCACCGAUUAAGAGAUUGGCAUUCAAUAUCAUCAAGAAGAAGAGAGCCUGA